AUGUCGGCAGAAAGCCCUGGCCAGAAGAAUGGCUUCAAGUCGUUUUUCUCCAACGCAUUGCGUCCCAAGAAAUCCCGCCAAACCCUCCGCAAGGGCAGCAGAUCAUCCUCCACAGACCUACGGCUGGCCGUGGAGACCAGUGUCGAGGAAGCCCCUCCAAUGCCAGAGUUAGCUCCAUUGGCUCUUCAUAGACUUAAAUACAAGGAAUUGCAUGCGCAAGUGGACAGCCAACUGGGUGAGCGACGGGACUACACAGAAAUCAUCCAUACGCUAGGAACAUCUGACGUCAACGAGAUUCACCCUCCAACAUACGAGCACAAUGACCGUCGACCGCCAGGCGAAGGCGAUAUAGCAAGUCUGCCACCAAAGCUAUGGGCACAUAUAGCGGGAUACCUGAAUCCCGCCGAAGCCGCAAGCCUAGCAAUGGCCAGCAUCACAUUAUACCGAAGACUAGGCUCCGGAUACCUCAAGGCUCUAGCGCACCCAGACAACCAAAUCGAGAAGAUCAAUUUCCUCGUCGGAAUGGACAUCUCCGUCCCACACCACCUCCUUUGCAUCCCGUGUGUAAAGUACCACAGACGCACGAAAGAAGGAACCGAACGCAUCCGCCCAACCCACAUCCUAAACCCGCUCUUCGACUGCCCAAACUCCACAAACGUCCUGAACCCCCCACCUCGUCACCGCAUGACGCACGGCCGCAACUUGCCCUUCACAUUCGUGCAGCUCGUCAUGCGCGCCCACCGCUUCGGUCCCAGCUACGGCCUGGCCCCGGAAUCGCUGGGCCGCCGCUGGCAGCGCGACAACUGGUCGCACAGCACACGCUUCCACGUCCACGCCGGCAGGCUCUUACUCCGCGUCACCAGCCAGACCUUCGCGGCGCCGGGUUUAACGGCGUCCGGGCAGCGCAUGCUGCUUCACUCGCGCGAGGACUACUGUCCGUACUUUAGCGCGUGCGCGCACUGGCGCGACGGCGAGCUGAUGCCGGCAUGUAAGUGUGCGCUGGAGCAUAUUCCGCGGCCGCGGAGUACGGGCGGAUUGCAAGGGCUCGAGCACCGGGUCAAGGACCGCAUGGCGGGGCAGGCGUUUGAUCCGAACGCGCUGACGACGCUGUGUGGGUUCUGCCGGCCGAUGCGGAGAUGUCCCCAGUGUCCGACUGAGUAUUUGAUUGAGGUUAAGUUGACUGAAGAUCUGGAUGAUCGCAGGUUCAAGCAGUGUAUUGUUGUUACGCGGUGGAGUGAUCUUGGGGAUGGGACUACGCCUAGUGGACUGGAGUGGGCGGCUAUUAAUGGGAAGACGGAUGAUUAUGAUUCUUUCGCGCACUAUGCUAAACGUGGGAUUGCUAGCAUCUUUGAGGCGGCCUUCACUGCGGAUACGCUUCCUGGGCAGCGGAUUGUUUCAUUGAAUCCGAAGAAGAAGUCGCUUGGGGAGGACGGUCAUAGGUGGUAUUAG
Penicillium roqueforti is the source of this 1449-nucleotide messenger RNA. RefSeq lists its product as uncharacterized. Bases 1 to 1449 code for a protein of 482 amino acids. The transcript has a single exon. The record is from RefSeq and is a predicted model, not a curated record. Lineage: Eukaryota; Fungi; Ascomycota; Eurotiomycetes; Eurotiales; Aspergillaceae.